Arctia plantaginis is the source of this 2421-nucleotide messenger RNA. The record is from the annotation of a GenBank genome assembly. NCBI's taxonomy places the organism in Eukaryota, Metazoa, Arthropoda, Insecta, Lepidoptera, Erebidae.
AUGGAAUCGCAAACAGCUUAUGCAAAUGGCAUUCCAGGUAAAGAUCCUUCUAUCAAGUAUGAACGUAGAGUACCGUCUGAAGAGGAGAAGACUACGUCUCCUCUUCUUCAGAAAACAAAUGAUAUCAAGUAUAUAGAUGGAGUGAAUGAUGAAAAAAAUGAAUUACGAGAUGUGAAUAAACCUAAAGACGAUUUGGACACUGUGAAUUCUAUGAAAACGGCUCCGAACAAUACAAAUCACAAUCGUCUUUCUGUAGGCUAUCAUAAAGAUAACAAAAGUGAAGAAGACGCAGUCUCGACUAAUGAAGGAGUUAAAUUUUUUGGCCUUGGAGACAAUGACAGUAUUUGUUCUAGUAAACCGGCGCAAGAACCACCACAGAUACCUGACGGUGGAUGGGGGUGGGUUGUCGUUGCCGCUUCUUUCCUCAUUGCUACCGUAGCUGACGGCCUCGCUUUCUCUUACGGUUUGAUGCAUGACAAAUUCGUCAUCUAUUUUGAAACUAGUGAAGCUAAAACCUCAUUGAUCGGCAGUUUAUUUAUCUCCGUACCUUUGAUAGCUGGACCAAUUAUGAGUGCGUUAGUGGACCGUUACGGAUGUAGAAGUAUGACGAUAGUUGGUGGUAUAGCCUCGACUAUUGGAUUUGUGGCAGCUUCGUAUAGUAAUUCCGUUGAAGUUUUGUAUGUCACCUACGGAAUGAUGGCAGGCUUAGGUACAGGUCUGCUAUACGUAACUGCCGUUGUAUCUAUCGCUUACUGGUUCGAGAAACGUCGUAAUUUGGCCGUUGGAUUAGGAUCAUGCGGAGUUGGCUUUGGUACUUUCAUAUACUCUCCUCUGACUACAUACUUACUUGAAGAAUUCGGAUGGAGAGGUACUUUAUUAUUAUUAGCUGGUACUGUACUUAAUGUUUGCGUAUGUGGUGCUGUAAUGAGAGAUCCAGAGUGGUUGAUCUUGGAGCAGAAGAAACAACGAAAGUUGAAUAAGUCAAAAAGAGCGUCUAGUUCAAUGUCAAUAUCUGCGAAAUCCGGAGGUGGAGAAUCGGUUUAUCCAGGAGCUGAAGAACUGAAGACAUUGUUAAAAAGCGGAGAAACACCUGAAUAUAUACUUACAACUUUAGUAGCUUCUAUUGCUCAAGCGGAGGACUUGGAGGCAGCGACUAAAAUGAAUGCUGACAUGUCGCAUCAGAAAGUUAGUUCUGUAUUAAAUCUGCCAACGUUUUUAAAACAAAGUGAAAAGGUGCCUGCAGAAGUAUUAGAUCAACUUAUAACAAACAAGCGUUUCUAUAAUAUCAUUUUACAUAAUUAUCCGUCGCUAUUAGCCUUGAGAAGUAGUUCAGAGCAGAAGCUGAACGUAGAUCCGGCGCCGGAGGUUUCAAAAUCGAAGCAGGUUAUGAUGUCAAUGAAGUAUAAGCUUAGUAAGAAGGAAAGAGAACGAAAGAAAGAAUUUGAGAAUAAACUUGAUAUAGUGAGGGAGAAGUUGCUGCAACCCAUACCGGAGAAUAAGCCUGCAGUGAUCCAGCCUCGUCAAGACUGGUGGUCUAGACAGUUCCAAACAGACCGUCACUAUCUACGAGACAUUCGAGUGCAUCGUAACUCUAUUAUGCAUCGUGGAGCUAUGAUGAAUAUUGCUAAGUACAAGCUCCGAGCUUCUUCGUGUCCAGACAUCUACAGAAAUUCUAUGUGGUCCGUUGAGGAAGAAAAGACCUGGGGCCAGCGUCUUCUUGAUACAAUAAACAAAACUUUUGAUUUCAACAUGUUCACCGAGUUCCACUUCUUAAUGAUGAACUUGUCAACUUUGGUGCUGUUUAUUUGGUUCAUUGUCCCCUAUUUCUACAUAUCUAAUUUCAUGACGAUGAAUGGUUACUCUGAAAUCCAUGGAACUUGGAUGUUGAGCGUAUUCGGCAUAGCCACCAUUGUUGGCAUUGUUGGACUCGGUUGGAUGGGAGAUCUUCCUUGGGUGAACGUGACAAAAACAUAUGCCUUAUGUCUGAUCCUUUGUGGUGUAACUAUCAUCUUGUUUCCUGUAUUAAUACGUGUAAUGGACCCUGCAGCGCCUUACAGCUUCUACAUCAUUGCCCUCAACGCUGUGAUGUUUGGACUCAUGUUUUCUAGUUCAUACUCAUAUACACCCAGCAUUUUGGUCGAACUGAUCGCUUUGGAGAGAUUCACAAUGGCGUAUGGAUUAGUUCUGUUGAGCCAGGGCUUGGGACACCUUAUUGGGCCACCUAUGGCUGGUGCUCUGAAAGACUCCACAGGUGAGUGGGAUGCGGCGUUCUAUGUGGCUGGAGUAUGGGUCAUAAUAUCUGGACUUUUAGUCGGCGUUAUACCGUUUACGGAAAAUUUCCGCAUUUGCGGUAACGCACCAUUGGCAAAAGAUGUUGCAGGUGAACCUGAUCCCGGUGUGAAAAUCAUUAUUGCCCACUAA